Molecule: messenger RNA, 1737 nt
Organism: Vigna angularis (adzuki bean)
Lineage: Eukaryota; Viridiplantae; Streptophyta; Magnoliopsida; Fabales; Fabaceae
Exons: 3
Coding region: 1-1737 (578 amino acids)
Biological process (GO): regulation of DNA-templated transcription
Source: RefSeq, a predicted model, not a curated record
AUGACUUAUGAUUUAGAAUUUGUUGUGGUAAUAGUAAGAUCUGACAUAGCUACUGGUGUACGGGGAAGAAAAACGUUCGUCAUACUUGGAUGUGAAAGAGGGGGGAAAUAUAGGAAAUACAAAGUUGAUGCAGUGGCUAGUGUAUACGGCACUCGUAAAUGUGAAUGUCCGUUUAGAUUAAAGGGUAAACCAUGUUCAGAUGGGGCCGGAUGGGUGUUGAAGGUGAUGUGUGGACAUCACAACCAUGAGUUAGCUGAAACUUUAGUUGGUCACCCUUAUGCUGGCAAGUUAAAUACGAGUGAGAAGUCAUUACUGGUUGAUAUGACAAAGAGUAAAAUUACACCUGCAAAUAUUUUAUUAACACUCAAACAAAAUAAUGAUCGAAAUGUUACAACGAUUAAACAAAUCUACAACGCAAGGCAUGCGUAUAAACGAUCAUUAAGAGGGUCCAGAACUGAACUACAAGAACUUAUGAUGUUGUUGGAUCGGGAUAAGUACAUUCACUGGAGUAGGUGUGCUGAUGAUUCAGAGGUUGUUACUGACUUAUAUAGACUUCCGUUGCUUGAGAUUGUGGGUAUGAUGUCUACAGGGUUAACCUUCUCAACAACAUUUGCUUUCUUGUCUACUGAAAGGCAGAGUAAUUUCACAUGGGCUUUAGAAAAGCUGAAAGGUUUAUUUUUAACAUUUGAGGGUGGUCCUAAAGUCAUUGUCACUGACCGAGACUUGGCUUUGAUGAAUGCCAUAGCAAAUGUAUUCCCUGAGUCAUAUCAGAUGUUAUGUCGGUUCCACAUCCUUAAAAAUGUUAAAGCUAAAUGCAAAAUGUUAGUUCAUUCUACUGAGGUUUGGGAAGUGUUGAUGGAUGCAUGGGAAAAUGUGAUGGAUUGUGCUGAUGAAAGCUUGUUUGCUGAGUAUGUGAAUGGUUUUCAAUACGCAAGCAGUUCAUGGCCUUUGUUCUUUGAAUAUGUCAAUCAGACUUGGAUUAUUCCGUACAGCACAUACUUUGUAAAGUUCUGGACGAACAAAGUAAUGCAUUUAGGGAACACAACCACAAAUAGGGCUGAAUCUGCUCAUUGGAGCCUGAAGAAAGUUCUGGGCAAUAGUAUGGGUGAUUUGUGUUCUUGUUGGGAUAAUAUUCAUAACGUCAUUAUCCUACAACACAACAAGAUUAAGGCUUCAUUUGAAAGUAGUUUAUUGCUCACGAGUGACCAUUUUAAAGGCUACACAUAUAGAGAACUUAUUGGACGUGUGUCUCGAUAUGCAUUGGAUCUCAUUACUAAGGAAUUGAAAAUAGUGCAGCAGAUAGGAUUGAACUCCUCAAAGUGUGGAUGCGUAUUGAGACGUACAUUUGGUGUCCCAUGUGCAUGUGAAUUAGCACGAUAUGAUCCUAGGAUGAUCCCUAUAGGUGAAUUUCAUAUCAUGUGGCGAAGAUUGCAUUUCUCAAAUGUUGAAUUAAAUGAAACUGAGCCUCAGUUAUCCAUUAAAGAUGAGUUGAAACAAGUAGAAGAACGAUUCAAUGAGGUUGACGUUGGCGGUAAAGUCACCAUCAAGCAGAAGUUACUUGAGAUUGUUUGUCCUACAUUAACAUCAAUGGUCCCUCCAUUACAUAAAGUCAAGACAAAGGGUGCACAAAAAAGUAAAGUUAAACGAAGUGAAAGGUCUACUACGCGAGAUCCAUCAUAUUUUGAGUAUGUGGACGCCUUUCAUUCAAACCAUAAAAUCUUCAUCUAUGAGAAGUAA